UCAACACUUCCCUCCUCGUUUCAAAUCGUCUCUCUCGAUCGACGAGGCCUACAAAUCGAAAGGGAAAAACCAAAAAAAAAAAAAUAUUAGCAAUCUCAUCCCCCUCCACAUCUUCUCCUCCACCUUCUGCAAUCUCUCCCUCGUCGGCAACGGAGUUUGAGAGGAGGGGGAGGGAAUGGGGUGGAGCAGGUCUAUGAGGAAAGAGAGAGGGGCGAGUGGUGGCGUCGUCGCCGGCUGCAUGAGUGGCAUGCUUCAGCUCUUCGAUUUCCGGCAAGAAAUCGCCGUAGACACCACAACUAGCAGUAGUUCUCAGCCCGCAGCUCGUCCCCCGCCAGAAGAUGGCCUCUGCUGCACGGGCUUUGAGGCGCCUAGGAACAGUCUUGAAAUCCUACCUACUGCCGGUCGUGUUGUUGCAUUUGAGAAGCAACAACGUCGCCAAGAUGAUGACGAUGAAGAAAUUCCUAUGGCGUUUGAGAUUUUCACAAGACCGACGGCUUCCAAAGAUUCGACUAGUCCGAAUCCGAAAUGUAAGAGCCCGAGCGUCGUUGCACGUUUGAUGGGGAUCGAGAUUUUGCCAGAUGAAGUUGAAAAGGAAGCAGGAGGAGGAGGAGGAGGUGGUGGUGGUGUCCUGGAAGGAGACGAUUCCUCCGGCCUCAAUUCCAUCGGCAAGGACCGCACAAGCACCAUUAAGAAGCUCUCGCAUCCCAGAGAAAUGAAGCUCAAGGAGCUGAAUCGCGAGCUGAGGCAUCUCGAGAAGAGAUGUGAGAACAUAAUUCGGCAGGACCGGAUACUGACGCUCUCCCGGUCGUUACCGGAGAGCCCACGGAUCUCGUCGGCCCGGCGGUCGGACGCCGAGCACAGACUCUCCCUUCAGAUACAGAAGGAAAACGUGCCUCCCUUCGCCAACAUCGGUUACGCCGACGGCGUUCCCUUGGCCUCUUCACCGUCGUCGUCAACGUCAUCCUUCUCUCUGAGAAAUCUAGAUACAAAGAGAGCGACUUUGGUUUCAAAUGCUGGCAGACCAACCAGUCCUCGAUUGGUGCCAUCCUCAAAUUCACCUCGACUCGCGAAGACAACAAAGGAAGAGACCAGGCACUCAUCUACAUCGCCAUGCUCGCCCAGGCUCAGACUCAGAGGCCAAGAGGAAUGCACCAACAAGGUCAGACCAAGGCCAGAGAACCAGACCGCUGCGAGCUCACCUAAGAACAACUCGCAGAAGGCCGUCACUAGGCUUGGCACCACGCCGGCACAGGCGAUGGAGCCCAAACCAAGAGCCACCAAGUCAGGGCCUAGGCUCGGCGCCUCAGCAAAGGGUAAGCCCAGGUUCGAGGUCUCAGCGGUGAAGGGGAACAAGGGUGGCGUCGCAAGGACAGCAAAGAAGGACCGGAGCCCACCAAAGAUAAGAGAGAGCUACGUUCGGGUCCUAGACAUCAAGUCCGGCACCCCAAAGAAGGGGCAGAAGCCAAUCUGUGAUCACCUUCUCAAGGCCCAUUCCGUUAUCCCUACAACCAAGGCUUCCUCAAGGAUACUUCUCCGUACCCCUGUCUCUGGGGUCGCCCCCCCUCCGCCAUCUCGGCAAUCGUCUGCAGCAGCUUUGGAUGCUUCCGUUUUGGAUAGACCCACCAGCACCAGUCUGCAACUUGCUCCUGCAUUGCCCAAAAGGCCACGGCUCAACUCCCUCUGUUCUUCUUCUUCACUGCCCAUAUCCAUCCAUGACACCAUGCCAUCAUCUUCUCCGUCGUCGGCACCGGCAGGCGACAAAGGAAGCGUGGUAAAGGAUACCAUGUUCGUGUAUGAGUACAUUAAGAACAUAUUUGAGUUAAUGGGAGUAAGAAGCAACACCAAGGUCUCCUUCAUUAAUUGGUACUCCCCAUCUCACCCUUUGGAUCCCGCCAUCCUCAUCAAACUAGAUGCCUGGCCCUACCAUCAUGGUCGUCCCGGCCAAGGUGGUGGAGGCCAUCAUCAUGGGAUCACCAUGCCCGACACUAGGAGCAGCAGGAAGCUAGUGUUCCAACUGGUGGACGAGAUGCUGAGAGAGCGGCUGAGGCCCCACCUCUGCAUGAGGCCAUGGAUGAUGUUGAUGAUGAUGGGGCAGGGACCAUGCACGACGGCCGUGACCGGCAAGCAGCUGCUCGACGAAGUGUGGACGGAGACGCGAUGCUUCCCGUCCGCGGACUGCAAGAUCCUGCAGGACAUCGACGGGCUGGUCGCCAACGACGUCAACUCCGGCCACUUCUCCUCCCCGAUCAACGACGCCGACGCCGAGUCGGUCUCCGAGUCGAUACUCUUCCGUAUCGGUCAGGACAUCGCCGAUUCGCUCGUCGGCGAGACCGUCGUCGACCUCCUCUCUCUCUAGAACACGGCGCCUUUCUUCUUGGUCAGGGACGCCCAUGCCCGCUGCCCCCCCGGACGGCCCGUGCUCUUCUGUCCGCUUUCUCUCCAUACAGUUCCCUCUCAGUCUGAUCCCUUCAGCCCCCAUGGCAGUACUUCUCCCUCCACAUCGGCAUUCAAAGCUUUCUCUCCCUAUAACGUGGAGCCAAGUUUCCCACGCUUGGCAUGUGGCCAUUUCUACUUCUCCCUAGCGGGGCACUGGGAGUCGAGAUUUUCUCUCUCUAAAACCAGGGCCAUGGUCCCCUUCUCCCUCGCUCCUUCUGGGAACUCGAAACAGUGUGGCCAGUCUCUCUUUCUCUCUCUAGGCCAUCUCUCUCUUCCUCCCUCCCGAGGUGGAAGGAAGGGGAUGAUGGUGGGGGCAUGUGCAGUGGAUUCUUCGGUGGAUGACGUCACCUGCGCGUUCGUACAGAAGCCGGAGGAAGGAGGGGACGGCCUCGGAAUGACGAGGUCUGGCCCCGUCGGGGAGAUAAAAGAGUCACGUGAGCAGCUUCCGCCUGCGUCGCCGACCACAUGGAAACCGCUUUACAAAGCAGAGAGAACCCGAUGGAUACUCUGCGUAAACGGCCUUCGUGCUUCCAAAAAAACUUCAGAAAUGAGGAAGACGACCAUGGCGGAUGAUCGUUCGGCCCCAAGCGCAUCUUCGCAUUUAUCUCCGUCUUCUAUUCUUUUUAUUUUUGCUGUAGAAUCCUUUUCCCACCACCACCAAACACACCAAAAUCGAAAUAACCAGCCCCGCUCAUGAACGGGCUUCUUUUGUAAAUACGAUUACUUCUUUUAUAAGAUAUUAGAUCCUUUUUCUUGCA
Messenger RNA from Nymphaea colorata (pocket water lily), 3194 nucleotides. RefSeq lists its product as uncharacterized. The coding region runs from base 176 to 2356 and encodes 726 amino acids. NCBI's taxonomy places the organism in Eukaryota, Viridiplantae, Streptophyta, Magnoliopsida, Nymphaeales, Nymphaeaceae. The record is from RefSeq and is a predicted model, not a curated record. The transcript has 4 exons.